This is a messenger RNA of Asterias rubens (European starfish), 1479 nucleotides long. RefSeq lists its product as uncharacterized. The coding region runs from base 127 to 1467 and encodes 446 amino acids. Lineage: Eukaryota; Metazoa; Echinodermata; Asteroidea; Forcipulatida; Asteriidae. The transcript has 2 exons. The record is from RefSeq and is a predicted model, not a curated record.
GAGGACCUGACCGGGUGAAUAUGUCUGCUGUGACGCUUCAAAUUCACCCUCCCUGCAUCGAGAAACAGAUGUGACAACCACCGUGAUUUCGUCGACAUCAAGACACCGAGAAGCAACCUCUUCAAGAUGCCAGUGAAGCUCCUUGCAACCAACCCUUUCACUGAACCAGCCCGCCUGGAAUAUGAACCGUCACCCUCACCAGCAACGCGCACCUAUCGCUGGAAAAGACCCCUCGGAGUUCUACCCCAGCAUCUAAGACCGAGUAACAACCAAACCCGAGGGGGACUCGUGUUGGCUGGACGGUCAAACAAUCAGGCCAGGUUAUCAGAUGCCAGACAGUUGUACAGCAUGACACAGGUCGCUACUGAGCAUCUCAAAUCAGCUUCGCAGCAAGGUUUUCGGGAGGAGACUAAGAGUUGUGAUUUAGACUCUUACAGACUUGGAACUCCAUCGUAUGGUGUCAAUAAUAACAAUCACACAAAUCAAAAGAGCAGUAGUAGCAAAACACAGUUGCCAAAUAUUAAACCAGAUGAAGGUUCAAGACAUGGCUUUGAGUACAGAGUCGGUAGACAAACAUACAGUAGGACCGAAGUAUUGUUGAAACUUCAGCGGAGACGGAAACACGUUGGACGGCAAGGUGGAGCAGACAGUACCGGUGUAGCUGAUGGGAGACUUAGUAAAGAUUUACCCGGUAUCAAUAUGAGAGAAUCACCUCCCGACUCACGUGAAGCCAGCUCCAUCACUAGACUGACGAACAAUUCAUCAGAUUCUGGGUGUUACAGUAGGGAAUCUACAGGUGCAAAGAGUCGAAGCCCGCCCUCUAAAGGUAGAAAAGUCGACUGUUCCUUGAUAUCCAAAGUAGGUCAAACUAUUGACUCUAGUGUGAGUGAGGUUUCCCUAUACAGCUCAACUGAUAUACAACAUGAAUCCAAUCGACAUAAAGCUCGUAUAGGAUUCGUUGAGGUGGCUACCCCACUCAAUCGAGACAAGGAUGAUGUAGAGAUUCUAGAGGAUCGAUCAGCCAGCACAUCCAGCCCUGUAGUGUCGAACGAUGUCGACAGUGUUUGUGAAGAGCUGCAGAAGAUUGUCCUGCAACGUUCAACACCUCAGAACCUCAUCUGCGAUACUGCAUGUGCUACACACUACCGUGAGGAGAACAACCUCUCACAAGCCUCACACAUCUCAGAUAAAGAUCGGUUGGUGAGGGCUAUGCAAGCUCUUCAACCUCCCGUACCUCACGUCGUGUGGCCAGAGAACAAAUACUACACCCCUCAUACUGUGUUUGUUUACGGCAGUCCGUCCCGGUUGGCACCGAUGGUCAUACCGUCUCAUAGCGUCGAUUGCCCGCAGUGCAAGCUGUACCAAGCAUCCUCAUACGGGGACAUUUGUCCACCUAACAGUCCAACUCCCUGGAUGCAAAAAGAAUACGGGUUUUAUCCAGUGGAGAGACACUUUUUAUCUAAAUGAACUAUUUUAGAA